Rhipicephalus microplus (southern cattle tick) is the source of this 3440-nucleotide messenger RNA. RefSeq lists its product as uncharacterized. Gene Ontology annotation, molecular function: DNA-binding transcription factor activity, RNA polymerase II-specific; RNA polymerase II transcription regulatory region sequence-specific DNA binding. NCBI's taxonomy places the organism in Eukaryota, Metazoa, Arthropoda, Arachnida, Ixodida, Ixodidae. The record is from RefSeq and is a predicted model, not a curated record. Gene Ontology annotation, biological process: regulation of transcription by RNA polymerase II.
UCCAGCCCCCUCGACUACCGGUGCCACGCGAGCCCGACGCGACCGAGCCCGUCUCCGCGCGAAGCUAUGGGACUGUCUGACCGGGGCGAUCCGCCGUGCGCCAACGAAGGGCCCGAGCUGCCGCCGGCCGCCGUGCAACCUUCUCCGCGGGCCGACCUGCUCUUCCGCCGCACCGCCUCGUCGCCGUCGGGACACGUGUCUCGGCUCGGCGGAUCCGACGAAGUCAGCCCGGGUGAUCGCUCUGCGGCGCCCAAGCAUCCCGCGCACAGUCCGCACUCGAGCCAGCACCACCAGUCUCAGCAACACCAUCCGCGGCCUCAGGCACAGCCGCAACAGCAGCAGCACCACGCUUCGUCCGGAAGGCCUCCGAUGGUGAUGCGAGCCGACAGCCCCCAAGAGAUGAGCGACGAUUUUCCGAAGCGAAAGCAACGACGCUACCGAACCACCUUCACCAGCUACCAGCUGGAGGAACUGGAGAAGGCCUUCGCCAGGACUCACUACCCGGACGUCUUCACGAGGGAGGAGCUGGCAAUGAGGGUCGACCUGACGGAAGCGAGAGUUCAGGUCUGGUUCCAGAACCGGCGUGCCAAGUGGCGCAAGCAGGAGAAGGCCGCUGGCAACGCUCUCCAGUCUCAGGGCUACAACCCGUACUCGACGGCGCAGUCACUGAGCUCUUCGACUCCCACCAUGGCUGCCGGAACGCAUCCUUCUCCGUCCAUGGCCGCUGCCGCAGCAGCAGCGGCAGCCUUCGGCUCCCUGUACGGUCGCAAGCCACCGACCUCCGCGGCACAGGAUUCAGCCCUGCUGAGCGCCGCUCGACUUUCGCCCUACAUUGGGCCGGCGGCUGCAGCAGCGGCCGCCAUGCCGCUUCUGACGCCGGGCCACGCGUUCUUCCCGAUCAGCCCGUUCGCGCACUUCCUGCCGCCCUCGCUGCCGGCACUGUACCAAACGCCGGCGCCCUUCCAGAACUGGCUGGCCACGCUGUCCGUCCACAACCGGCAGCGGGCCGACAUCGCUCCGUCCGAGGUCGGGCCGCCUACCACGGCACCCGUGCUGCCGCCGUCGCCUCCAUCGUCCCUGCUUCACCAAAGAGUGCCUCCAGCCGUGGCCAUACCGCCGCCGCCACCACCGCCACCUCCUCCAUCCACCGCCACUGCUGCGACGGCAGCACUUGUGCCUCCACCAGCUCAAUUGGCCGCGGCAGCGGCGCAACGGCCCAUCCUGGGCGGCAGCAGCCCCGCCAGGUCUUCGUCCAGCGUGUCUCCGGGUGUAACGGCGACCACGCUGUCGCCGUCCACGUCGCCUCCCAUUGCCGGCGGCGCAGGUCCCGACCGCCGAAGCUCAAGCAUCGCCGCUCUCCGCAUGAAGGCUCGCGAGCACGAGAUUCAGCUCGAGAUCAUGCGCAAGACAAACGGCGAGAUUACGAGCUAACGGCCGAGCGAACCUGAAGACUUCUCUAGAGACCAAGCAGUGUUUCCGAUUCCGCCCACCGUCAAUUGACUACCUGAACGCUGAAGACGGCCGUUCGUCCAGCCGCCUUCCCCGACGGAAAGCUUUCGUGUGCCUUGUCGUUACAGCCGUCCACUGCGACUUCGUGAAAAUGGGUGCUUAGGACGUCUUCGAGGAAGUGACCUGGCAUCUUGACGACGUCUAUGACUUAACGACUCUCAAGCAACUUUCAUCUGCACUGAGAUGAACUCUCGCGUAAAAUGCCUUAUUACUGGGCCAACACAUUGAAGCGUCAAGUGCACAAUCAGACGGAACAUUGUUGAGACUCAAAAUGUGAUAAGAUCAACGAGUCAAGAUGAAGUGAACUCAAUAUUCUUAAUUAUGCCACAUGUCUCUUGACGCUGAAGUGUGUGAUAAUAUAACAGUUCUGAACGCGAAUUCCAAUUUCGAAUUGGUCUUGCGUGCAGCGACCUAUGUGCCUUCCAAAGCUUCGAGGACGUAUCUUGUGUGCGGAUAAAGCGACAAGGACUUCCUCUCCUUAUACGAUACCAAAAAAGAAGGAUGCAAGGGGACCAUUUUCUCACAACGCUUUAACGUUUGUCCUCGACUUGUGUGCAGUGAUCGUUCGCGUUCGCCACAUAUUGUCAUCGCUUAUGAUAAUUGAUGUAUAUAUGCAGUAUUUCAUUUUGGCUCUCAUUGCCUCUGUACCACACGUUGUGUAAGUGGCGCUAUUUAUAUUUCGACUUGUGUGCUCGCUUCGCUUGACAGUGUUUUUUUUAACGAAUGGGCGCUCGUGUCUCAACAGACACGCGCACUUAACAUUCCAUAUCUCCAUUUCAUUAUUUUUUCUCCAUUUUUGCGAUCGACAACAGUGAAGAAACAAAAGAAUCUAACGUGUGCCUUACCUUAAAGGGCCACUCCAUAUGCUCCCAAAAUACAAAAAAAGAGCGCAUUAUUCUUUCCUGAUAUUUCUCGUGCUUCUUGGUGCACUACUGUGACGCAGACAGUAUUCUCGUGACGUCUACAACCCACAUGCUCUCGAUUCAUUGAUGCACGCGGAAUACCACAUAUGAUUUGUCUCUUGCACUGCUUUGCCAUGCAGCUGUCCAUCCGUUCUUCGCCUCGCAUGAAUAUUGAGCACAAUCAACCGAUCAAACUUCAUCUUGUGCGUUCAUAACUGCGCAAGCGGUGAUAACAGCGUGCAGUCGAGAAGCGCGAAAUCCUGAUAGGCUCUAGCGCUUAGUGCUGAUAUUGUUCACGUGCAUUCAAGAACUAUAAGGGCGAGGAGGAUGGAUCGUGUGUAUGAAGGAGAAGAGAAAAUUAUCCCCUCGUCUUUAAACGCGGGGUGUUGAGGGGCCCUUUAAGGUGCGAAAACGCCUGCGUGUGCUACGGGGAACUUCCUCGCUAAACCGACAAUUCGCUCGUGCUAUAGAAACUCUGCGUGGCUAUGAAAAAGACUUCAUUCAGCUCAGAUCAUCAUCUUUGGGUAAUAUAUCUCGUAAUUAGUGCCUAGCGCGUGAUACACGCGUUCCAACCUAGCUAACUCAUACUUCACGCCUAGUAUAGUAGCGAAUCUGCGUUGCCCGUAUUUCUUGCAUCAUCGAUAUAAUGUGAUUGUCUGACGGCUAGCCACCUUUAAAAGUGCAUAUCGACAUCCAGGGUAUCGUGAAUGGUGCCUUAUUUACAGCGUACGCCGCAAAUCUGGUAAGAAAUUCAGGAUAUAGAACCGGUAUUUAACUGCGCUUACACCGGUAUAACACUGUACAACAUAGACAUGAAAUGUAGAACACUGACAUUACCAGAAAAUUAUUUGUGACGCACAUAUCUAAGUGACUCUGUGGAACACAACUUGAUAUAAUUGGUCUGUUCAAGUUUUGUUCCUACAAUAUUUUCUGCUUAUUCUGAGAGCUCGCUUCUUGUUAAGAGGCAAACUUCGGCACGAUCAAUACAGCUUUUUUAUUUCGUAUUUUACAGCUUAUUCCAAGAUGCCC